AGAGGCGAAAAUCCCAUAAGUCCAGACAGAAGCGAGAGUCCCUCUUCCCAACCAUUCCCUCCGCCCGUCCCUCCCGUUCAUGGCGGAGCAAUAGAUAUAGACGGAUUCCUCUACACAGCCAGAGCGCUGAUCAUUGUAAGACGCCAACACAAGCAGCAACGCCGGAGACGGCGUGGGAGAGAGAAUCCAGAGGAACCCAAGCAAGAGAGGAGGGGAGGGGUUGUUGUAGGAAGAGCAGGUUUUGGGGGGCGGCAAGAUGAGCACGGUGGACAAGAUGCUGAUCAAGGGAAUCCGGAGCUUCGGCCCGGAGAGCAAGAACGUCAUCACCUUCUUCAGGCCCCUCACCCUCAUCGUCGGCUCCAACGGAGCCGGCAAAACCGUAAUGCCCACCAAUCCAAUCUACUGCAUCCUAGUAGUAUAUUCCACUAUGUGGCGAGCGUAUGCACCGGCCGGCACAUUCAUGGCUUGGGUUCUUUUGGAUUCCCGCAGACGAUCAUCGAGUGCCUGAAGCUGUCCUGCACCGGCGAGUUGCCCCCCAACUCCCGCUCCGGCCACACCUUCGUCCAUGACCCCAAGGUGGCAGGUGAAACCGAAACGAAAGGGCAGAUUAAGCUGCGGUUUAAGACAGCAGCAGGAAAGUAUGUGGUGUGCAUCCGCUCUUUCCAGCUUACCCAGAAGGCAUCAAAGAUGGAGUUUAAGGUAAUCGAGAGCGUCCUCCAGACCAUAAAUCCACACACGGGCGAGGUCCCCUUUUCUAACUAUAAAGAUGAUGUUUAACUUGAUGUUAUUUAUA
Molecule: messenger RNA, 793 nt
Organism: Aegilops tauschii subsp. strangulata
Lineage: Eukaryota; Viridiplantae; Streptophyta; Magnoliopsida; Poales; Poaceae
Source: RefSeq, a predicted model, not a curated record